AUGAGUGUUUAUAAACCCGAGAUUCAAGCAGUAAUUUUCGAUAGCGACGGCACAGUUCUUGAUACACUAAACCUCUACUACAUUGCAAUGACAAAAUUAGUUCCUCCACCAUAUCCACAAUCGUUAGUUGAUGAAAUUAACGGAAGAUCAGACUUGGAUGUCGCCAGAGCAAUGAUUAAACAUUACAACUUAGAUACAACUCCCGAAGCAUUUGCAAAGAAACGUUUAGAAAUACUUGAUUCUCUUCUUCCAACAUGCAAAACUGUUAAAGGUGUUGAAAGAAUCAUAAAUAAGAUACACGAAAUGGGAAUUCCGAUGGCCGUUGCUACAAGUAGCUGUAGAUCUGCUCACGAGGCAAAAAUUAUUAAUCAUAAUGAGUUGUUUAGCAAUUUUGUGGCAACUAUAUGCGGCGAUGAAGUAAAAGAAACAAAACCAAAUCCUACAAUAUUCCAAUUAGCUUCUGGCAAACUUGGUCAUUUCAAUCCUGAGAACGUUCUUGUUUUUGAGGAUGCAUUUCAUGGUAUUGGUGCUGCCAAUGCAGCUGGAAUGCCAUCUGUAUUCUUAGUUGAUAAUAAGGAAAAGGCAAAAGAAAAUAUGGAUAAGAUGAAUCUCAAAACUCAAGUAAUGAUUACAUCCUACGAAGAUUUUGAUUUUGGCAGUUUCAAUUGGGCCAAACAUUAA
This is a messenger RNA of Trichomonas vaginalis G3, 681 nucleotides long. Its product is annotated as pseudouridine 5'-phosphatase protein. Gene Ontology annotation, molecular function: phosphatase activity. The transcript has a single exon. The record is from RefSeq and is a predicted model, not a curated record. The coding region runs from base 1 to 681 and encodes 226 amino acids. Lineage: Eukaryota; Parabasalia; Trichomonadida; Trichomonadidae.